This is a messenger RNA of Myzus persicae (green peach aphid), 1896 nucleotides long. RefSeq lists its product as uncharacterized. The record is from RefSeq and is a predicted model, not a curated record. Gene Ontology annotation, molecular function: nucleic acid binding. NCBI's taxonomy places the organism in Eukaryota, Metazoa, Arthropoda, Insecta, Hemiptera, Aphididae. The transcript has a single exon. Bases 1 to 1896 code for a protein of 631 amino acids.
AUGGGGGGAUCGUCGUACUUACCGUUGCCGGAAAGUAUUCUUAGUCGGGAGGCCGUUGUUAACCCUCAAAAUAUCGACCGUCAAUGUUUCAAGUGGGCGAUUCUCGCCAAACAUGUGUCUAGCGAUCGCACACGAGUGGGCAUGAAUUAUUCGAGGGAAGAACAUCGUUACGACUUUUCUGCGCUGUCAACUCCCACUCCCGUGUCGGAGAUACAAUUAUUUGAAAGGUCGAAUCCGGGUACGACAGUAAAUGUAUACGGUGUGAGAAAUUGUGUAGAAUAUAAAAAAAAUAAAAAAUCGAUCGCAAAAUCUGCCGCAUACCCACUGCGCGUCGUAGAGGAGGAAAAGGCAAACCAUUUCGACCUACUACUAAUCACCGGAGAGGGUGGUAAUAAUCACUAUGCGUAUAUAUCGAAUUUUUCACGCCUAGCCAGCCCGCAAAAAAAUAAUCAUCAACAUCGCUUAUUUUACUGCAAACGGUGCUUCGCUAGUUUUGAGGACCGCCCAUUAAAAUAUAAAUCGUACGGCGAGCGAGCGUUGGUGGAGCAUCGCUUGUUGUGUGGCGCGCACAAACCGAUUGUUCCUUUGAUGCCGAAAGAGGGGGAUACGCUGAAAUUCGAGGCGCGGUAUAAGACGGAGCGGCUGCCGUUCGUAGUGUACGCAGAUUUCGAAGCCUUAUUACUGAAAACGGACCGGAAACAAGGCGCGAAUACCACCGCAAUACACGAUCACCAUCCAAUGAGCUACGGGUACCAUGUUGUCGCGGCGGAGGGCGUACCAACAGAGUUGUUCGAUCAGUUCGACAUACCGAGGGUAUCGGCCAUUUUCCGUGGUUCUGCGACCGAAGAUGAUGUGGCAAAGCGUUUUGUUCGCGACGUACUUGGUGUGGCCGAAAAAAUAGCCAGAUUGUAUAAGGAAGUAUUUGUACCGAUUAUUAUGAGUGUUGAGGAUUGUCAGGUGCACGAUGCCAAGAUAAUGUGCGACUUAUGCAGCUGUGCGUUUAGCGAACGCAACUGUAAAACUGCACAUCACGACCACUUGUCUGGACGUUUUUUAAAAACGUUAUGCAACACGUGCAACCUCAAGUUGAAAACACCAAAAUUUGUACCAUGCUUCCUGCAUAAUUUGUCCAACUACGACGCGCAUUUCAUCGUUACAAAUUUGGCGAACGACGACAAUAAUCGAAUAUCGGUAAUCGCGAACACUGAGGAGAAAUAUAUUUCGUUUUCGAAAUUUAUAAACAACACGUUCUCAGUCAGGUUUGUAGACACGUGUCGCUUCAUGGCGUCGAGCUUGGCACACUUGGCGGAGAACCUCUCCUCCGCGAACUUUGAUAAAUUUCGCGAAGUCGCGAAAGUGUUCGCCCCGUCGGAGAUGUCCAUGGCCACGCGGAAAGGCGUAUAUCCGUAUGAAUACACGGAUUCGUGGGAUAAAUUACAAGUACCAUCGUUACCGGACAAGUUUCUAUUCUACAGCGCGUUGACGGAGACGCACGUGUGCGACGAAGACUACGAUCAUGCAACUCGGGUUUGGUCCCAUUUUGACUGCUCUUCGCUAGGCGAAUAUAGCGACUUGUAUCUACAAAUCGAUGUGCUGAUCAGCGCCGAUAUCUUCGAAAAUGUCAGGGAUAUAUGCAUGACCACAUAUCACCUGGACCCGGCACAAUACUUCACGUUACCCGGCUUCAGCUUUGACUGUAUGUUGAAACUUACGAAAGUUGAGCUUUUUCUUUUAGAUGAUUAUGAGAAAAUACUCUUCAUAGAGUCCGGUACGCGUGGUGGCCUGGUGCAAGCCAGCAAGCGUUACGCUCGCGCAAACAAUCCGGAGACGCCAGGAUAUAAUGCCGACGAACCCAACACGUCCCUCAUAUACUUAGAUGGUGAUUAUAAAAUAUAA